AUAUUGUAUCUGCACACAGGUCGAAUCUUGGACAUUCCCUGUAAAGUGUGUGGGGACCGCAGCUCAGGAAAACACUAUGGAGUUUAUGCAUGUGAUGGCUGUUCUGGUUUCUUUAAGAGAAGCAUUCGAAGGAAUAGGACUUACGUGUGCAAAUCUGGAAAUCAGGGUGGCUGUCCGGUGGACAAGACACACAGAAAUCAAUGCAGGGCAUGCCGUCUGAAGAAAUGUUUAGAAGUCAACAUGAAUAAAGAUGCUGUUCAACAUGAACGGGGACCAAGAACAUCCACCAUAAGGAAGCAAGUGGCUCUAUAUUUCAGAGGACAUAAAGAUGUCAAUGGAACCACGCCUCACUUUCCUUCAGCAGCCUUACCAACACCUACCUUUUUCACCACUGUUAGCCAGUUGGAGCCACAUAACCUAGAGCUGGCAGCAGUAUCCACCACUCCCGAGAGACAGACGUUGAUUGGCCUGGCACAGCCAACCCCAAAGUACCCACAUGAAGUGAAUGGAGCUCCUUUGUAUCUUUAUGAAGUGGCCACUGAAUCUGUCUGUGAAUCUGCAGCCCGGCUCCUAUUCAUGAGCAUUAAAUGGGCAAAGAGUGUGCCAGCCUUUUCUACACUGUCUCUACAAGAUCAAGUGAGUUUAGAGUCAUAA
Messenger RNA from Staurois parvus, 654 nucleotides. Lineage: Eukaryota; Metazoa; Chordata; Amphibia; Anura; Ranidae. The record is from the annotation of a GenBank genome assembly.